AUAAACUUAUUCAACUCAAAUCGUCCUGUUAACUGCUCCAGGAAAAGUCUCUGUACGGGAACUUCAUAUCCCACAAUUCCUACUUCCGCAACCUAACCAUGAACCUAACUGUUAGCAGCAGGGCAUGUUGACUAGCAGGAAAAGUACCUCAGUCUUGUCCCUGCUUGUUACUUAAUGCUAGUUGCUGUAAAUGUGACGGGCGAGUUGGCGGAUAAAUGCAGACAGCUCCAGAAAUGAAAGGUGUGUGUCCCUGUCAUAAGUAGCAGUGAUGGAUGGAGAAGACCAAAGGGCGGCUGCGGCUUGGGAGAAUGGUACUCUGGCUCCAGUGGACCGCCUCCGCUCCGAGAGGGCGGACAGCCCCACACCAGGUCUGGUGGAGGGAACUGAACCAGGUGCUGGUCAGAAGAGUGCUAUGUUCGUCCACGCACAGUCGUUUGAGGAUCUGACUGCUGAGGCUGAGGAAGAGGUUCGCAGGGAGGCUGAACUGUCCAAAUCAGGAGAGUGUGCAGAAGAGCUCAACGUGCUGGUUGGAGAAAAAACUAUAGAUGAGCAACACAACAAUGACAUUACAUCAGAGACUAGGACUAAGGAGGAAGAUGUGACCAGUGAGGCAUGGAGGAGCCACAGAAAACACGUGUUUGUGCUGAGUGAGGCUGGAAAGCCAAUCUAUACCCGCUACGGCACGGAGGAAGCUCUGUCCAGCACCAUGGGGGUGAUGAUGGCCCUCGUGUCCUUUGUUGAAGCAGAGAAGAAUAUCAUUCGUUCCAUCCACGCAGAUGGCUGCAAAGUGGUUUUCCUCACCAAGAGCCCUCUGGUCCUGGUGGGCGUGUCUCGGACCUGUCAGACGGACAAGGAGCUGCUGAGGGAGCUGCAGUACAUCUACUACCAGAUCGUCAGCCUGCUCACCCUCACCCAGCUCAACCACAUCUUCCAGAACAAGCAGAACUAUGACCUGCGCCGCCUGCUGGCCGGCUCCGAGUACCUCACAGACAACCUGCUGCAUCGGCUGGACCGAGACCCUGGACUGCUGCUCAGCGCUGUCACCUGCCUCCCUCUGGCCAGCUCCGCCAGGGACGUGGUCUCCUCGAGCCUGCAGGCCGCCAAAUCCAAGAACCUUGUGUUCUCCAUCCUGCUGGCGGGGGACCGCCUGGUUACUCUGGUGAGGAAAAAGGACCAGUUCCUGCACCACAUAGACUUGCACCUGGUCUUCAACCUCGUUGGCUCCUCCUCGUCCUUUCGAGAGGGUGAAGGCUGGACGCCGAUUUGUCUGCCAAAGUUCAACACUGCAGGAUUUUUCCACGCUCACAUUUCUUACCUGGAGCCGGCGUCCGAGCUCUGCCUCAUCCUGGUCUCAACCGACCGAGAGGACUUUUUUAACAUGUCCGACUGCAAGCAACGGUUCCUGGAGAGGCUGAGCAAGCGCAGUGCCUACCCGGCACUGAAAGAGGCUCUUAAAUGUCCCAGUUAUUCUGUGUCACAGGUCGGCAUCCCAGAGCUCAGGCACUUCCUGUACAAAUCAAAGAGCUCAGGGCUGUACACCAGUCCGCAGUUCCCUGUAGUGUACCAGUCCGAUGAAGAGCAGGAAAGGCUAAUGGGACUGUACCAGGACCUCCACAGCAGCUUACAUCAUCCAACCAGACCGCUCCGCUCCUUCUACCGCUGUAGUGAAACUGAAAACCUGCUGGCAAGGGUGACAAGUGGCUUUGAGCUCUACCUCUGCUUCAGUCCGCUGGGGACCAAGGCCUUGGCCGACUCUGCUGUCAUCAAACUGCUGAAGUGGAUCAGGAAGGAGGAGGAUCGUCUCUUCAUCCUGAGUCCUCUUACAUACUGAGUCCACGCUGCGGGCUGACCUCCUGGAACAAAAAGCAUCACCCUGAACAUGGACGGGCCUGGUGCUAACUACAGCUACGGAUGAUGCAGCAGUCAGUUCAGUGUUCAUAAAUGAUUGUCAGAGCUAUGCUUUUUUUCCCUUCUUGCUUCUAGAUUCGUCUGGUCUAAUUCACAGAUUUGAAAUAGUGUAAAUGUGCAAACAAAGGUAAGUUAGAGCUGUAUUUUAUCUGGCUGUAUUUUUAUUACUUAAAAACUUGAAAUAACAGAUGGAAGCAGCAUCAGCAUCAUCGAUGACACAAUAACAACAUGAGUGAUGUUUGUAAGCUGCUGAAGUUGUUUCAUAAAUGAUUGUUUUACGGUAACAGACCUAUUAUGACUCUUGGAGUAUAAAAAUAUGCUGUUUUUGUUUUUUAAACGCUAAAAAACAUAUAAAGAAUCAACUUUGAAUUAAAAAAAUGGAAAUUUUCUGAGGACCUGCAGUAGAAUGUAUUCUCUUAAGACACACUGUCAAAAUAUGGGUUAACCACAUUCCUGUUGUUUCAUUUUUACAUGAUGACCAACAACGAUAGAACCAUCGUCAUUUUACCUCUAUGCACUUUCUUUAUGCAAAAAGCACUCCAAGAGAAAUGUGUUCAUGAGUCUGUAACCUGUUUACUGCUGUCAUUUGUUUGUGUUAACAUGUUUUGUUAAUGUCGGUGUGAAGGAAUCUUAAUUAAUCUUCCAGUGUUCAUUAGAACCAUCAUUAGUUUACCAUAAUAUGUAUAUUAAUUAAGAAAAGUGUUGUAUUAAAUUUUAUCUGCUUGUGUCUAAUCAAAGGUUCCCUUUAUUUCAUGGCAUUCUGCGUUGCUUAAAGAAUCCAGUGUUGCCUCCACUAAUCAUGCCUUAACUAAUGUUAUUGUGCAACACCAAUAAGAAGUUGUAACAGUGCAGACUUAUGGCUGCCGCUCAACCCCAAAAUUAUUAGAUAUAAAUAAAUAAAUAUAUGACUGGUAAUAAAACUGAGUUAGUGUCUUGCUUGACUGUAACCUUGGUGAUUUCUUACUGUUUUUGGUAACAUUAUGGUCAGUGGCUGACUAAAAAAUACACCAUAUUCUGGUUCGUUAGACACUUUUUUUCAUUACAAAAUUCUAUAUGUGUUCGUUCAUAA
This is a messenger RNA of Centropristis striata (black sea bass), 2977 nucleotides long. RefSeq names its product MON1 secretory trafficking family member A (gene mon1a). The transcript is spliced from 6 exons. Bases 269 to 1831 code for a protein of 520 amino acids. NCBI's taxonomy places the organism in Eukaryota, Metazoa, Chordata, Actinopteri, Perciformes, Serranidae. Gene Ontology annotation, biological process: protein targeting to vacuole; vesicle-mediated transport. The record is from RefSeq and is a predicted model, not a curated record.